Messenger RNA from Zea mays, 1143 nucleotides. RefSeq lists its product as uncharacterized. Gene Ontology annotation, cellular component: trans-Golgi network; endosome. NCBI's taxonomy places the organism in Eukaryota, Viridiplantae, Streptophyta, Magnoliopsida, Poales, Poaceae. The record is from RefSeq and is marked validated.
AACCCGUUACCCGUCCCCACGAACGGCUCGCCAGCACCGCCACCUCCGAUUCGCGUGCGGCGACCGUCGAUGGCGAACCCGAGGCGAGCCAUCGCGCUGCACAUCCAGACGCAGCCGCCGCCUCUCCCCAGCACCGCCGCCGCCCUUCCACCUCACACUCUGGCGUCGUCGCUGCUCCACUUCCUGAAGCGGCCGGCGUCCUUCCCUUUCCUUCUCUCACUCUUCGUCCUCCUCACCUGGCUCUCGCUCCGCUUCCACCACCCCUCGCCGCCACCGUCGCUCGGCGGCCGCCCCUCCGUUGUGCACGAGCCCCAGGCAAAUCUCGUCCGCUUCCCCGCGGAGCUCUACCCCACCCCCAUCGCCCGCGACGGGCGCGGGUGGCUACUGGACCCCGUCGCCGCCGCCCGUGACGCUGGCCUUCCAGGUGGAGCACUGGUCUGUUUACUACUUCAUGUUGGACAGAUCCAACCAGGUGGUUUACGUGGCAACCAUCGUCAUCACACUUGCAAUGAAACAUUCGUCAUCUGGGGCGCAAAGACAAAAUUCAGGUUGGAAAAUGCUGGCAUAAAAGAUGAAGGAUAUGGCGAAGCCAUGAUUGCUGCUGACGAGGUCGCUAUUGUUGCUAGUGCAAGAUCCACUGCACAUGCCUUGAUCAAUAUGGAUGUGCGACCAACCUUUUUCUUAGGAUGUCAGGAUACACCAAUAAAUCCCAACAGCUCAAAUACUGACUACAAGGUCUGGAAAGACCUAUGAGAAUUGCUGCACCAUUCCUGUAUCUGAGGGUGGGCAAUUGACAGGCCAAGAAGAUAUUGGAAAUGCAUCACGUCAAGACCUACGAGAAUUGCUGCAUUGUUCCUUUAUCUAAGGGUGAGCAAUUGACAGGCCAAGAAGAUAGUAGAAAUGCAUGACGCCUUCAAAAUUAUGUUCUUAACGUAGAUAGUUGUUUCUAUCAUUCUACGGUCAGAUAUAUGUGCAUAGUUUUGGGAACACUAGCAGCUGGUUACUCAUUUUUAUUUGUCGUGCCUAUUUUUUUGUACCCUUGUUUCCUUCUGUUGCAAUAUAGUCUCUCUGUCUCUAUCUAUCUCUAUUUGCUUCCAACUUUGUUUCCUGCUACUUUGUUUCCACAAAGUGUCUUGGACCUGC